This is a messenger RNA of Arabidopsis lyrata subsp. lyrata, 2962 nucleotides long. Its product is annotated as probable receptor-like protein kinase At5g59700. The coding region runs from base 292 to 2772 and encodes 826 amino acids. Gene Ontology annotation, molecular function: ATP binding; transmembrane receptor protein tyrosine kinase activity. NCBI's taxonomy places the organism in Eukaryota, Viridiplantae, Streptophyta, Magnoliopsida, Brassicales, Brassicaceae. Gene Ontology annotation, biological process: protein autophosphorylation. The record is from RefSeq and is a predicted model, not a curated record. Gene Ontology annotation, cellular component: plasma membrane; plasmodesma. The transcript is spliced from 2 exons.
AUUCAAUUCCGUUCGUCUCCUACAUUUGCUCAUAUUAAUUUAUUUGUCGUUUGCAUCUAUACAAAUAUUAAUUAAUAUAUAUUUUAUCUAUUCAGUUCUUGUUUGCAGAGAUUUCACAAAAAAAAAAUACAUCUCUCGUUGUUACCAACUUACCAAGUCUGUUCCAAACACAAAUUUUAAGAAAACAAAAGCCAACAUCUGGAAAUCAAUCGAUCAGCUGAUCGUCAACUAUUGUACCUUUCAUGGAACAAUUGAUUUUCUCGCAAAUCUUGUCUUAAAGGUUUUGUGAAGAUGGGUGGUCAAAAGUUUGGAUUUUUGAUUUGGGUUUCAUCGAUUUCUUGCUUAAUCUGCCUCUGCCAUGGAUACGUACCUGUGAAUAAUUACCUCAUCAACUGUGGAUCAUCAACCAACGUCACUGUCACUAGUCGAGUGUUCAUCUCUGAUAAGCUUGCUUCAAACCUCCUAACCUCUCCUAAUGAAAUCCUCGCCGCCGCGAGUAAUCGCAAUUCAAAUUCAGAUAUUUACCAGACGGCGAGAAUCUUCACCGGAAUCUCCAAGUACAGAUUCUCCAUCACUAGAGGCCGCCACUGGGUUCGUCUCCAUUUCAAUCCUUUUCAGUACCAAAACUUCCAAAUGGGCUCAGCCAUAUUCUCAGUUUCUUCACAAACACAUGUCCUCUUGAGUGAUUUCACUGUGAAUUCCAGAGUUAUGAAGGAGUACUCUCUGAAUGUAGCUACGGAUCAUCUCGAGCUCACGUUUACUCCCUCUGGUGAUUCGUUUGCGUUUCUGAACGCGCUCGAGGUUGUAUCGGUUCCUGAUACGUUGAUCAUUGGUGAUCCUUCAUUUGUAGGCAGUCCCGGGAAGUUUCAGGGCUUGUCAUUGCAAGCUUUUGAGACGGUUUAUAGAGUGAACAUGGGCGGUCCGCGUGUUACGCCUAGUAACGAUACUCUUUCGAGAAUUUGGGUGCCUGAUUCUGAGUUUAUAGUGGAGAAGAAUCUAGUUAAGAUUGUGUCUAAGAUUGCAAGUGUUAAUUAUGUUCCCGGUUUUGCUACAGAGGAGACUGCCCCAAGAACUGUCUAUGGUACUUGCACCGAGAUGAAUUCCGCGGAUAACCCGUCUAGCAAGUUCAAUGUGACUUGGGAUUUCGAUGUUGACCCGGGUUUUCAGUACUUUCUACGGUUUCAUUUCUGCGAUAUUGUGAGUAAAGCUCUAAACCAGCUUUACUUCAAUCUCUAUGUCGACUCUAUGUUGGUUGUUGAGCAUCUCGAUCUAAGCUCUUAUUUAUCCAACACUUUGAGCGGUGCAUACUCGAUGGAUUUUGUCACCGGAUCAGCUAAACAGACUAAAAGAAUCCGUGUGAGCAUCGGUCCAUCGAGUCUUCACACGGAUUACCCUAAUGCGAUUCUGAACGGAUUAGAGAUCAUGAAGAUGAAUAACUCCAAAAGUCAGCUCAGUAACGGGACAUUUUUGCCUAGUGGUUCAAGUUCAACCACCAAGAAGAAUGUUGGUAUGAUCGUUGGUGUAACGGUUGGCUCAUUGCUUGCUUUAGUGGUUUUAGGAGGUUUCUUUUUGCUGUACAAGAAACGAGGACGAGACCCGGAUGACCAUUCAAAGACUUGGAUUCCGUUGUCUUCCAAUGGAACAACUUCAUCCUCAAAUGGAACUACAAUUGCAAGUAAAGCUUCCAAUUCCAGUUAUCGAAUUCCUUUGGCAGCAGUUAAAGAGGCCACAAAUAGCUUUGACGAGAACAGAGCAAUUGGCGUUGGUGGUUUUGGUAAAGUGUACAAAGGAGAGCUUCACGACGGUACUAAAGUAGCUGUUAAAAGAGCGAAUCCUAAGUCUCAGCAAGGACUUGCAGAGUUCAGGACAGAAAUCGAAAUGCUGUCUCAAUUCCGUCAUCGCCACUUGGUUUCUCUGAUCGGUUACUGCGAUGAGAACAACGAGAUGAUUCUCAUUUACGAAUAUAUGGAGAACGGAACAUUGAAGAGUCACCUUUACGGCUCAGAUCUUCCUAGCUUAAGUUGGAAGCAACGGCUUGAGAUAUGCAUUGGAUCAGCAAGAGGAUUGCAUUAUCUCCAUACCGGUGACGCGAAACCCGUGAUUCACAGAGACGUGAAAUCCGCCAACAUAUUACUCGACGAGAAUCUCAUGGCUAAAGUUGCAGACUUUGGACUGUCUAAGACCGGACCCGAGAUCGAUCAGACUCAUGUGAGUACCGCGGUCAAAGGAAGUUUCGGAUAUCUUGAUCCGGAAUACUUCAGAAGACAACAGCUCACAGAGAAAUCAGAUGUUUACUCUUUUGGAGUGGUUAUGUUCGAGGUUCUCUGCGCGAGACCGGUUAUAGACCCGACACUUAAUAGAGAGAUGGUGAAUCUAGCGGAAUGGGCGAUGAAAUGGCAGAAGAAAGGACAUCUUGAACAUAUCAUUGAUCCAUCACUGCGAGGUAAAAUCAGACCUGAUUCGCUAAGAAAGUUUGGUGAAACAGGGGAGAAAUGUUUAGCUGAUUACGGAGUUGAUAGACCAUCAAUGGGAGAUGUGUUGUGGAAUCUUGAAUACGCUUUACAGCUACAAGAAGCAGUCAUUGAUGGUGAUCCAGAAGACAGCACAAACAUGAUCGGUGAGCUACCUCUACGGUUCAAUGAUUAUAACCAUGGAGACACGAGUGUUAACGUUUCUGUAGCUAAAGAGGAAGAAGAGUCGAGUGUUGAUGAUAGUUCAGGUGUUUCCAUGAGUAAAGUUUUCUCGCAGCUGGUUAAAUCUGAGGGACGCUAAAGAGAUGAUAAAUUUCCAGGAAUCUUUAUUGGAACCAGAAUAUAGCAUAUUUGUUCUCCUCUAGCUUUUCUUCUGUACAUUUUUAACGAUUAGACUAUGAUUUUCAUUCAAUGACCAAUAUGAUUUUCCAUCAGCUGUUACAUCUUAACCAAAACCGGUUUAUGUAUUAAUAAAGGAAUUGAUUUCCCAA